AUGUCGGCGUACAAGAAGGAUGAAGAGAGUGGCGUGGGCCAAUUCUUCCAGGACAAGACGGUGAGUGGUUCUUCGGAAGGGUGCCGCGUAGGGCGUGGCUGGUGAUGUGGUAGGGUGGCUAUAUGGUCGCUAUGGUCGGUCGUCGGUCGUCGGUCGUGAGCGCUGUCGUCGUGUCACCCAUCCAUCCCAAUCCACACCCCGCCCGCCGGUGCCAGCCCAGACGACGAGGCAGUCAGCAACGCCGCGUGUCCGCUGUCAGCUUCGCCCCAGCAGCAGCGCGCCCUUCCUCGCCCAUCCGCAUCGCACACCACACCGCAACUAACACCCACCUCAUCGCAUCGUCACCACACUCGCACAGACCGUGAUCCAAGAAGCGCGCGUCUUCAACGAGACACCCAUCUCCCCGCGCAAGUGCCGUAUCCUGUUGACCAAGAUCGUCUACCUCCUCAAUGUCGGAGAGACCUUUGGCAGCCAGGAGGCGACCACCUUGUUCUUUGGCGUCACCAAGCUGUUCCAGCACAAGGAUGUGAGUUGGGCGUCGGCCCGGGUCGAUCGCGUUCGAAGAGGGGUCACCGUCGACGUGCUCGGCGAGGCGUGAUCAGUCGCUGCGGGUGCUAUGCUGUCGAUAAGAGCGAGAGCACGGCUGGCGCGCGACAAUUCAAGUCCGUCACAUACAGUAUCCUUGUACUGACAACGAGACUUUCUCCGCACGCGCCAUUCCUUCCGGGUCCACGACCCAACAGAGCGCGCUCCGACAAAUGGUCUACCUCGUCAUCAAGGAACUGUCUGGCAUCGCAGAGGACGUCAUCAUGGUCACCUCGUCCAUCAUGAAGGACAUGCAGCCCAACCUCGAGGUCAUCUACCGACCCAACGCGAUCAGGGCUCUGUGCAGGAUCAUCGACGUCAGUUCACCUCGCCACGAGCCACGCGCUUUCCCCAUUAAUUUCAUUCGUCCGCACCGGUGCUGAUGCCCCCUCUCCCCCUCGCGUCUUGGCACAACCCACACAGGGCUCCAUGAUCGUCGGGGUCGAGCGCUUCUUCAAAGCCGCGAUCGUCGACCGCAACUCGUCGAUCGCCUCGGCCGCGCUCGUCUCGGCGUACCACCUCCACCCCGUCGCGCGCGACGUCGUCAAACGAUGGGCCAACGAAGCCCAAGAAGCCAUCAACAACAAGGGGAACUCGGGUGGAGCGUACGGCGGAGCAGGACAGGCGGGCUAUCAGGCCGUGCAGAGUGCGUCGGCGAUCACGCAGUACCAUGCGCUUGGGUUGUUGUACCUCAUUCGACAGGGGGACCGGAUGGCGACGAUCAAGAUGAUCCAACAGCUUUCGGCGAACAAGGGUUCCGGCGGCGGCAGUCUGAGGAGUCCAUAUGCGAUUUGCAUGCUCAUUCGUUUCGCCGCGAAGGUGAUGGAGGAGGACCCCAAGUGAGUGGAUAACGCUUAGGAUCCGUCCCUCGGAGCGUCUUUCUUCGCAGCGUUCGGGGACGCUGAUUGUGGGGAUGUGGUCUCCACCUCAUAGUGUGCACCGACAAAUGUACGAGCUCUUGGACGGUUACCUCAAACAUAAAAGUGACAUGAUCAACUACGAAGCCGCGCGCGCGAUUUGCGAGAUGCACAACGUCACCGCCGCCGAACUCUUCCGACCUAUUGCUGGUGAGUCGCAUAGGACCAGACCGCCGACACGGGGUCUUGGGAUGUAUACUGACUUCAAACCUGGCCUCGCAGUCCUGCAACUCUUUUUGACCUCUCCCAAAGCGACGCUCAAAUUCGCCGCGAUGCGCACGCUCGCCCAACUCGCGCAAACCCACCCCGGCGCCGUGCAGACGUGCAACCUCGACAUGGAGAAGCUCAUCAACGACGAGAACCGUAGCGUGGCAACGUUCGCGAUCACGACCUUGCUCAAGACCGGUAACGAGGCCUCGGUCGAUCGGCUGAUGAAGCAGAUCUCGGCGUUCAUGUCCGAGAUCUCGGACGAGUUCAAGGUCAUCGUCGUCAAUGCGAUCCGUUCGUUGUGCCUCAAGUUCCCGGCCAAGCAAUCGACAAUGUUGACGUUCCUUUCGGGGGUGUUGCGUGAUGAAGGAGGAUACGAGUUCAAGCGCGCGGUCGUCGAGGCCAUCUUUGACAUGAUCAAGUUCAUCGGCGAUAGCAAAGAGGCCGCGCUUGCUCAACUGUGCGAGUUCAUCGAGGAUUGCGAGUUCACCAAGCUCUCGGUCAGGAUCUUGCACUUGCUUGGUGUCGAGGGCCCCAAGACGCCGCAACCGAGCAAAUACAUUCGGUACAUCUACAACCGCGUCAUCCUCGAGAACGCGAUCGUGCGUGCGGCCGCCGUUUCGUCGCUCGCCAAGUUUGGCGUCAACGUCGCGGACCCCUCGGUCAAGAAGAGCGUCGAGGUGUUGUUGACGAGGUGCCUCGAUGACGUCGAUGACGAGGUGAGGGAUCGCGCCGCGUUCAACCUCAAGUUGAUGAAGGACGACCCGCUCGCGACCACGUUCGUGCGCGACGACUCGACCUUUUCCCUCGAGGCGCUCGAGGCCCAAUUACAGCAAUACGUCGCGGACCCCGAUGCGUCCUCGGCACCGUUCGACCUGGCGACGAUCCCCAAGGUUUCGAAAACGCAGUCGUUGCAGGCCGCGUUGCGUGCACAGUCCGACGCACUUUCGAUCGUCGCGACUGGGUCGGCGAGGAUCGAGUCGAAUGGUGGGGAUGCGCAUGGUGGUGGUGGUGCGAAUGGUCAACCGGCGACGGCCGCGGAGUCGCAAUCGAUGUACGCGAGUCAAUUGGCCGAGAUCCCCGAGUUGACGGGUUAUGGUCCGGUUCUGAGGAGCAGCGCGAAGCCGCUGGAGUUGACCGAACGAGAGACCGAGUACGUCGUCACUUGCGUCAAGCACCUCUUUGCCGAACAUGUCGUCUUCCAGUUCAAUAUCCGGAACACGGUCGAUGCGGUCGUCUUGGAGCGCGUGUCCGUUUUGAUGACGCCCACACCGGAGACACCCUUGACCGAGGACUUUAUCAUCCCCAUUCCUUCGCUGGCGCCUUCCUCUUCAGGUGUCGUUUACGUCUCCUUUACCCGAUCGGACCCGAACGAAUACGCCAUCGGGACCUUCGCGAACGCGCUGCGCUUCGUUUCAAAGGAGUUCGACCCCGAAUCGGGCGAACCCGAGGACGAAGGCUACGACGACGAGUACCAGAUCGAGGAAGUCGACUUGGACGCCGGCGAUUACCUGAUCCCUUCGUACGCGGCGUUCCAGACCGAGUGGGAUCGAUUAAGGACCGCCGCGAACAGGACCGAGACGUUUGCUUUGACGGCGUUGGAUUCGCUCAAGGCCGCGUGCGACUCGUUGGUCGAAGUCUUCAACCUCGAACCUCUGGGAGGGACCGAAGUGCCGAGUUCGACGAGCGUGCAUACGUUGCAAUUGGCCGGUAUCGUUGCCGGUGGAGGUGGCAAGGUUUUGGUCAGGGCCAGGAUGACGUACCAGAGUGGGAAAGGGGUCACGAUGGAAUUGGCGGUGAGGGCAGAGAAGGAACCAGCGGCGAAUUUGAUCAUCGGUGCGCUUGCUUAA
This is a messenger RNA of Microbotryum saponariae, 3559 nucleotides long. NCBI's taxonomy places the organism in Eukaryota, Fungi, Basidiomycota, Microbotryomycetes, Microbotryales, Microbotryaceae. The record is from the annotation of a GenBank genome assembly.